AUGUUAUUAAAUCUAAUUCAAAUAGUUUUCUUUAACUUAUUUGUUUGGAUUAUAAAACCAUUACUUGGCUUUGGACUAUCCUUUUUGUACUAUUUCACUUAUUCAACAAUCGAAUUCACAGAUUUUAUCCUUUCACUAUUUGUAAGAGAUUGUGAAAUAAGAAAUAAAAAUUUCAUAAAUCAAGUCAGAAUCAAGGUCAAUGAGUUACGACCUUAUCCAGGAGUAUACACAUCAGCAACUGACAUGAUUACAGAGAAAGGAUAUAAUUUGGAAAUUCAUCAAAUCUUAACAGAAGAUGGAUACAUUCUCACAGCCUGGAGAUUGUAUAAAACAAUUAACAAGGAAUAUCAAUGUCCUAUUGUACUCCAACAUGGCUUGCUUGAUAGUUCAUGGUCUUGGUUUAUUAACAACACUAAUGAACAAACUCUACCUUAUAUCUUAGCAGAUAAAGGUUAUGAUGUUUGGCUGACCAAUAAUAGAGGAAAUAAAUAUUCUAUGGGACACAGCAAGAUUCCAGGAGUUCAAUACAAUAAAUAAUAUUGGAAUUUCAGUUUUGAUGAUAUAUAGAAAUACGAUUUCAAAGCAAUCGUAAACCAUGUAAAGAGAGCUUCUUAAAAGGAGAAGGUAAUUUACAUAGGUCAUUCCUAAGGUUCAACUUAAGCAUUUGCAUACUUGUCAAAUAAUAUUGAUUUCUAAGAAAAUCUGAAAUGCUUUAUUGCCUUGGGACCUGUUAUUUAUAUUAAGAAUUCAAAAUCAGUAUUUCUUUAAUUUGCUGUAAAGACAUGGAUAUUUGAAUUUACCAGAUUAAUUGGCAUACCUUACUUUUUUGUUUUUGAUGAUUGCUUCAAUUUAAAAAUUGGAGCACUUUGUGAUAUGAUUCCUUGGAUCUAUAGAAAAUUCUUGUUCUCUAUUACCAAUCUGAUUUGUGGAUAUCCAUUAUAAAACAAAAUAGACCUUAAGAAGUUUGGAUUUAUGGUGUCACAUGAACCUGGGGGUACAUCUACAAAAACAUUAGUUUAAUGGAUGUAAUUCUAUAGAAAUGGAACCUUUUCAUAUUUUGAUUAUGGUAGAUCCAGAAAUAUCACUGAAUAUGGUUAAUCUGUUCCUCCAAAAUAUAAUGUUGAAAAUCUUUGUUAAUUAAAAAUACCAAAAUAUUUUUAUAUUGGAUCCAAAGAUGUUAUUGCUGAUGAAAAAGAUCUUCAAAAAACCAUCCCAUUAUUUGACCCAUCCACUCUUUAGAUAAAAAUAAUAAAUGAUUAUGCUCAUUUAGAUUAUGUUUGGGCAAUUGAUGCUCACAAGAGGCUUUACCCCAAUAUUUUAGAAAAUAUUGAAUAAAAUUAAACAUUAUGAUAAAAUCAUUAUAAAUCCCUAAA
This is a messenger RNA of Paramecium tetraurelia, 1373 nucleotides long. RefSeq lists its product as uncharacterized. The transcript is spliced from 5 exons. The record is from RefSeq and is a predicted model, not a curated record. Lineage: Eukaryota; Ciliophora; Oligohymenophorea; Peniculida; Parameciidae. Gene Ontology annotation, molecular function: hydrolase activity, acting on ester bonds.